GUCUGUUUAACGUUCGUUCUGUAACAUCUGAAUAAUUAAAAUCUGUCAGUUUCUUUCUGCAAAACGAAAAUUGUUGGAAAUACUUUGAAACUAUGUGGUUAAUCAUACUAACGUGCAAUUGCCUUUAUUGGCUAACGUGUGGCUCCUCGUGGAUCCUCGUUAAUCCGAUACUCGGCGAGCAAGUAGACCUCGUCGGUGGAAACGAGAGUUUCACCGCCGAUUGGACGAAGAGUGCGGAGAACGACGAGACGAAGGACGCGUUCAACAGUUUCGUCACCAACGACGCUCUCAAUUCGACGCAGUUCCCCUUCAAUUCCAUCGAUCGCGAUCGCGAUCUUAUGGACGAGGUGGAACGGAUCGAGCCUAGGCAUUGGCCAGUCAGGCCAGAUAUUCUGUACACGCGUACGAAGGUUCCUUCGACCACGGAGCCGCUGCCACGGGGGCCGCUCAAUCCGUCGACAUUUGCCCGAAGAAAUUCGUCGACGCAGCGGUAUCCACCGAUCGCACCGCCGCUGCCCACAGCAUCGAUAGACGAAGUUUUCUGCGACUUUGGUUCAUUUUCAGCGCAGACGCUUUGCGAAUGGCAAAACGGCGAUAGCGCGAUAGACUGGCUGACAGGAAGUGGCAUGGGGACCAAUUGGAUGGGUGGUCCCCCGAGCGAUUACACCACUGGAACCAUGGAAGGAGGGUAUGCCUUCUUGGAGACGUCGCAGUUGCCACGAAAGGAUGGUAAAACGAAGAUUCUGGGAGGAUUGCUGCACAGCUCUCAGCUGGGGAGCACAGGUGUUGUUGGGACCUGUGUCAUGUUCAAAUACAGCAUAGACGGUCUCAGCGUCGCUGGCCUGAGGGUUCUACUUCACGUAGGCACCGACGAGUACUCGAUUAAGAAGGAACAGACGGAGGAAAUCGCCCCGGAGAACGCGACCUUACCGUCUUGCAAGCCACUGGACGUUUUCGACGAACGUGUCAUUUGGAACGCGCAGUAUUACACGUUGGGCGUUUGGCAGCAAACACAGUUGCUGUACACAUAUCCGGAGUUACAUUCGUUGAUCAUUGAGGGGAUCCCGGUGGAUUCUACUGAUCCAGCUCGACUGUACAGAGGCUACAUAGCCAUCGACGACAUAGAUUUACAACCGGGCACCUCGUGCAUCGGUUUCUGCAACUUUGCUGGUGGAUUUUGCGACUGGGCCAAUGACGCGGAGGAUGAUUUCGAUUGGACAAUUAGCCGAGGGAGUGGGAAUCCUACAACGGGACCAGCAAUGGACAGUUCGACAGACCGACCAACAGCCGGUGGAUACGCCUACAUAGAUUCCUCGUUUCCUCGUCGACCGGGUGACAGAGCUAGACUCGUUAGCACCAGCUUCCCCGCACCAAGUGCCGACGCACCAAUGUGCAUGCACUUCUGGUUCCACAUGUUCGGCUCUGGGAUCGGUACGUUGAAGCUGUUCGUUCGUCAUUUUCGUAGCUUGGAAGCGCCACUUCGAGAAAUUUGGAGCCUGAACGGAAACGCGGGGAACACGUGGUUCGUCGCUCAGAUCACCAUCAGCUCGUUGGACGAUUUUCAGCUUCUCUUCGAGGCGUCUGUAGGUAACACCGGGAUGGGUGACAUUGCCAUCGACGACAUUUCUUUCGCACAGGGAGCUUGUCCAGCUCUACCUCAAGUUGCUGUACCUACGCUACGAGACUGUACGUUCGAGAUCGACGAGUGCGACUGGAUCAAUUCUCGUGAUCCUGAUCGAGUGGAAUGGGAGAGAGUGUCUGUACAAGCGUUGAAUCCAAGAAACCAACGAAAACCGUACAGCAAUGGGUAUACAAUCAAUCGAAGAAACGAGUACUUCCUUGGUUUGGGUCGCCCGAGGGGAGGGCCACGAUCAUCCGGCGGCGGAACAGCACAGCUCGUUAGUCGUGAAAUGAAGGGCAGCGAAGAGCCGUUGUGUGUCACCUUCUGGUAUUUCAUGUUUGAAUCUUUUAUUGAUUCCACCGGUCCAAGUUUAGGAGUACUCCGUGUGUCUAUACAAACAACCGAAGAAUCACCAACCGAAUCAAAGUCAAUCUGGCAGCUGUAUAAUAACCAAGGACCCACGUGGAGCUACGCGCAGAUCAGUAUAAACGAGAGGAAAAACUUCAAUGUGGUUUUUGAGGGCACUUGGGGUCCCAAUCGUGCCAGUGGCAGCAUUGGCAUUGACGAUAUUGCUUUUUAUACUGGCAACUGUUCCGUGAAACCACCCAGUGCAUCUGUGAGACCGGAAGAUUGCAGCUUUGAGAAAGGUUUGUGCGGUUGGGAAAAUAUUACUUUCUCCGAGAACGAGCGUGCAGUCACUUGGCAGCGUGCGUUUCUCGCUCAUCGUCCAGCUCAGCUGUUGGACAAAACUUUUGGAGCAACAGGAGACUUUGUUUUCUUCGACAUUUUUACCACUAAUAAACAAUCAACGGAUGUACGGUUACAAUCACCCGUGAUUCAGACGUCGCCCGACGAGGAGUCCGUUUGUUUGACUUUUUGGUUCGCUGCCUUCGGGGUCGAGGAAUCUACAACCUUGCAAAUUAUCAAAAUGAAUGCCGACGAGGAAGCAGGCGACGACGAAGAGAGCAAUGGAAAACAACAACCUUUAUGGUCGUUAACGGCAAAAGGAUUUAACAAUCCCAGACCUGUAUGGACUGCCGCACAGGUGACAAUAGAUGCUCGUGUACCUUACCGUCUCAUCUUAAGAGGAAGCGCCAGUAACGGAGGUUUUGCGAUCGACGACAUAAAGUUCCAACCUCAAAGUUGUGCAAUUCGACCAGCUGCUGCUCAACCCGUUAACAAUGGAACUUAAAAUGUAAUAUAAAUCGUAUUUAUGAAUUCUACUACUUUUUCUAUUUUAUCUCUUACAAACUUUGAAUAAGGUAAGCUCUUGUAAAUAAUAAAUGCAAAAUUUAUUCAA
Messenger RNA from Frieseomelitta varia, 2921 nucleotides. RefSeq names its product MAM and LDL-receptor class A domain-containing protein 1-like. The record is from RefSeq and is a predicted model, not a curated record. The coding region runs from base 93 to 2813 and encodes 906 amino acids. The transcript has 10 exons. Lineage: Eukaryota; Metazoa; Arthropoda; Insecta; Hymenoptera; Apidae. Gene Ontology annotation, cellular component: membrane.